Messenger RNA from Caenorhabditis briggsae, 1287 nucleotides. Lineage: Eukaryota; Metazoa; Nematoda; Chromadorea; Rhabditida; Rhabditidae. The coding region runs from base 1 to 1287 and encodes 428 amino acids. The record is from RefSeq and is a predicted model, not a curated record. The transcript is spliced from 3 exons.
AUGUCUAAAGUUUUGGCUGUACUUUUCUUCUUAUUCAUAUUUUCAGAAUCUAUUCCAACCAGAUUCCGUCGGCAAUACGGGUGGGGAGUGUCACCGUACUACAACGCUGCGCAAUACUACGAGAAUCAACCUCAGCAAUGGUCAUCAUCACAAACGAACAACCAAAACUACUACUCACCAUAUUUUUACGGGUAUCAACGUCAAAAUAAUUGGCAGCAGCAAAACCAAAACUCUUAUCAACAACCACAAUCUCACUACAACCGACCAUCAUGGAUCUCAGAGGAUGGAUAUGCUAAUAACGGAUACGCCACCGCGCCGCCAGCCUACAACCAAGCAAAUUCCGGAUACGGUCGUCCGAAAUACCUAGCGACUUUGCAACCAAAACCGACACUGUCCCCAGUGAUUCUAGAACGAUCUACACUUUUUGUGACACCUGAACCGACUAUCAGGCCGACAGAAGGUGGAGACAGGCAUCCAACAUUCUUAGAAAGGUUAGGAGUAGCUACGUUGCCAAUUGUUCGAACGAAUUCGGAAGAGGAGACCUUGAAAAGUGCAGAGGAAGCUUUGAAGGCUGCAGAGGAGGAGCUUGGAAACGGAGAACUGUUGCCGGAAAGAUCAGAGGGAGGUGAAGAAUCUGAAGAGAUGACAACUGCUAUAGCGCCCACAUCAGAGGAAACAUUGGGAACCGAGACACCUGUAAUUGAAUUCACGGAGCCAUCUGUACUGGAAAAGGAUGAAGUUGCCUCUUCGGAAUUUUUCGCGUCGUCUACAGAAGAACCUUCCACUACAGAAGCUCGAAUGGAGACCACACAACAUACCACAGAAGUUCCAACAACCACAACAACCUCUGAAAGCAUUACAGAAAAGCUGACGACUACUACUGUGCUGUCGACGGAACCCACGACAGAAGAGGUCGCGACCACAUCCACCACCACCACAGUACCAUCUGAACCACCAACCCCUAAACCUGUUAAAAAUGUCAAACCGGUCACUCUGCUUGCCUUCCAAGAAGUGACUAAUGAAAUCACAUCGAAUCCCGCAAAUGUUACUCAACCGACCGCUGAUCAAAGCACAACAAGUGUUGGCGAUUUGAAUGAAAUCGGAGAAGGGUCUGGAGCCGAAGACGCCGCGGCCGAGAACACAACUAGUAGCCGACCAUCAACAUUCUCGACUGGAAUCGUUGGUCUCCGUGCUCCGCCGGUCCCGAAAAGCACCGAGACCGGUCUGGCUGUCGUUGAGUGGACCGAUUCGGAUAAUGAAGUUAGGAAGGUUCUUUUAACUCAGUGA